AUGAAAACAUCCAAUCCCCACAAUCAGCUCUUCAGUCGACGCCUCAAAGAGGUGCGCUUAGACAUGGCGUUAUCGCAAAAAAGCCUGGGUAUUUUGGCUGGCAUAGAUGAGUUUGCAGCGAGCGCACGUAUCAACCGCUACGAGAAAGGGGUUCAUCAGGCAAGCAUAGAAGUCGUCCGGCAUCUCGCUAAAGUUCUUGAAGUGCCUGUAGCAUACUUCUACACAGAAGAUGAUGAACUUGCCUCUUUAGUCCGUCUUUGGCCGAAGCUGGACCCAGAGAAGAAGAAAAAAAUCCUUCAGCAGCUCUAA
Molecule: messenger RNA, 309 nt
Organism: Plasmopara halstedii
Lineage: Eukaryota; Oomycota; Peronosporomycetes; Peronosporales; Peronosporaceae
Product: transcriptional regulator
Exons: 1
Coding region: 1-309 (102 amino acids)
Molecular function (GO): DNA binding
Source: RefSeq, a predicted model, not a curated record